Uloborus diversus is the source of this 1059-nucleotide messenger RNA. It is a transcript of the gene Fic, whose product is annotated as protein adenylyltransferase Fic-like. Gene Ontology annotation, molecular function: protein binding. The record is from RefSeq and is a predicted model, not a curated record. The coding region runs from base 19 to 1059 and encodes 346 amino acids. The transcript has a single exon. Lineage: Eukaryota; Metazoa; Arthropoda; Arachnida; Araneae; Uloboridae.
GCAUUGACUGCUGUACAAAUGGCUUUAAAGAUGAAAAAUGUGCACAAAUAUGAUAAAGCAACAAAAUUGUUUCAGCAUGCAUUAGCAUUACAACCUCUUCACCCUGAUGUCUUGAAUAAUUAUGGAGAAUUUCUUGAGGAAAAAGAGAAUGAUGUCUUAAAAGCAGAUCAUUUAUACGUAAGAGCACUUACUGUCAGUCCUGAACAUUCUCGUGCUCUAGUUAAUAGGAAACGAACAUUGCCUGUUGUUAAGGAGUUAGAUGAACAAGAAUUAGAAAGAAUUGACAAAAAAAGAAUUAAGUUAAUAAAAAUGAAUCAUAAAGAUCCUGCAUUAAAAAGAAUAAAAAAAGAAAUAUAUUUUCAGCACAUAUAUCAUACCGUUGCUAUAGAAGGAAAUACCAUGACCCUUGCAGAAGCUCGAUCUGUAGUUGAAACUCGAAUGGCAGUUCCUGGCAAAAGCAUAAUGGAACAUAAUGAAAUUUUAGGACUUGAGUCAGCCUUACGUUAUAUAAAUAAGACUUUAGUCAACAAAGAUGAAUUGAUAACAGUAGUCGACAUUUUGGAAAUACAUAAAAGAGUUCUUGGUAAUGUCGAUCCUUUAGGAGCUGGGACUUUCCGACAAAACCAAGUUUUUGUGGGUGAGCACGUACCACCUUUAGCAUCUGAUGUUGCUGAUUUAAUGGAAGAAUUUGUGAAUUGGUUGCAGUCUGAAACCAUUUUACAGUUGCACCCUGUGAAUCAAGCUGCAUUAGCACAUUACAAACUUGUAUAUAUUCAUCCAUUUGUAGAUGGUAAUGGAAGAACUGCAAGAUUACUAAUGAAUUUAAUAUUAAUGAGAGCUGGGUAUCCACCAGUUAUAAUUCGGAAACAAGACAGAGCACGUUAUUAUAAAUAUUUACAAUUAGCUAAUGAAGGUGAUAUUAGACCCUUUCUACGUUUUAUUGCCCAUUGUACAGAAUGUACAUUAGAUGUAUUUUUAUAUGCUAAUGAAUAUGGCACAGAAUGUCUUAAAGCUUUAGAAUCGAGAUUUAAAGAGAAAAAUGAUAUUAUUCCAUUAUGA